CUUACAAUCAUCUCUUGGAAGUCCCGGCCACUCGGGAGCAGUUAAACCACUAUCGGAAUGUGGCCGAGACCGCACAAAGUGAGCUUGCAGCAACAUUGGUCAAAUUCGAAUCUGCUCAGUCUCAGCUACGGGACCUGCGAUCCAAAAUGCUUUCUAAAGAAGUUUCCUGUCAAGAGUUGAAAGCUGAAAUGGAGAACUACAAGGAAAACAAUGCCAGAAAAUCAUCUCUCCUCACCUCUUUGAGAGACAGAGUUCAGGAGCUGGAAGAGGAAUCAGCGGCGCUCUCCACUGCUAAAAUUAGAACAGAAAUUACCGCUCACUCUGCCAUCAAGGAGAACCAGGAGUUAAAGAAGAAAGUUGUAGCACUAGAUGAGAAAUUACAACAAUGUUUAAAGGAAAACGAGAAGAAUAAGAAUCAAGCCUUGGAGAAUUGCAGGAGACACGAGGAAUUUCUGGCUCAACUUCGUGACUACUUAGAUCCAGAGAAGAAGAAUGAAAAGGCAUCAGAUGAAGAUUUAAUUCUAAAGCUUGGAGAGCUGGGCAAGGAAAAUGCAUUCAUGAAAGGACAAAUUGUAACUCUUGAAGAGACUGUAAAUGUCCAUGAGAUGGAAGCAAAAGCUAGCAGAGAAACAAUCAUGAGGCUGGCUUCAGAAGUAAACAGAGGGCAGAAAAAGGCUGCCUCCUGCCUGGAAGAGAAAGGCAAGCUGAACCAGGACUUGCUCAGUGCUGUAGAGGCAAAAGAAGCCCUUGAGAGGGAAGUUAAGGUCUUCCAAGAACGGCUGCUUGCUGGCCAGCGGGUCUGGGAUGCCUCAAAGCAGGAGCUGAGUCUCUUGAAGACAAGCUCUUUCCAGCUGGAGAAGAGUUUGAAGGCCAGUUUGGAAGCAGCAGCAGCCUCGCAGAGCCAGUACGCCUCACUUAAGGAGAAGAUUGCAGCCCUGCUGGGGGGCAGCUGGGGCACAGUGAGGCCCACGGAGGACGUCCUUUUGGAGAGGAUUCGAGAGAUGGGCAGCCGGGAAGAGAGCGGGAAACGGUAUCUUAAAUUUCUGGAUCAACUUUCAGAGAAGAUGAAGUUGGACCAGAUGGCUGCUGAACUUGGCUUUGACAUGCGUCUGGAUGUCGUUUUAGCUCGUGCAGAGCAGCUGGUCCGCCUCGAGAGCAAUGCAGUCAUUGAAAACAAGACUAUGGCCCACAACUUACAGAGAAAGCUAAAGACUCAGAAAGAAAGACUGGAGAGCAAAGAGCUGCACAUGAACCUCCUCCGGCAGAAAAUAGCCCAGCUGGAGGAGGAGAAGCAGGGGCGUUCGGCCUUGGCCGUGGAGAGGGACGAGGCCAAUCUCACCAUCAGGAAGUUGCAGAAGAAGGUGGAGAGGCUGCAGCAGGAGCUGAGUGUGUGUCGAGGAUUGAAUACUGAGCUCAAAGCCAAACUGGCCGACACCAAUGAGCUUAAGAUUAAAACUUUGGAACAGACCAAAGCCAUUGAAGACCUAAGUAAGUCCAGAGACAAACUGGAAAAGAUGAAGGAGAAAGCUGAGAAGAAGCUUCUAACUGUCCAGUCGGAAUUGGAUACGACAGAGCAUGAGGCUAAGGAGAGUAACGAGAGGGCCAGGAACAUGCUGGAAGUGGUAACCAGUGAAAUGAAGACACUAAAAAAGUCUCUGGAAGCAGCAGAAAAGAGAGAAAAGCAGCUGAUGGACUUCAGGGAGGUGGUUUCUCAGAUGCUGGGCUUGAACGUGACCAGUCUCGCUCUUCCUGACUAUGAAGUCAUCAGAUGUCUUGAGAGACUGAUCCACUCACAUCAGCAUCACUUUGUCCCCUGUGCCUGCCUCAAAGAUGUGACUUCAAGGCAAGACAGGCACCCACAAGGCCACUUACAACUUCUUCAUUGAACACCGUAUCUCUUGAGGGAGAUGGAGCUACGAGAUAGGACACAAUCCUCAAUUUCACAAAUUCCCCAAACCUUUGAAAUCUCAUCAGUGUGUGAAUAUUGUACACUUUGAUGACAGAGUAAGGAUCUCAGAGAUGCCAAACUUAGGUAAAUGUUUGGCAUUAAAAACACCGAUUAUUUUAUUUGCUAGCACUUUGGGACCCAGGUGAAUUCCACCAGAUUGCAUACCCAGAAUGGGAAAUGAUGGUAGGGAAUUAACAUUAUGGGGAAUCCAUUAUGAGUCAGGGGCUCGACUACCCAAUUUAAUUCUCGCAAUAACAAUGUGGAGAAACUUGAAUGGUUUCAUCUUGCAGUCUCCCUGGGGCUCAGAGAGGUGGUCUUGGUUCCCUGCCUACGAUUGCAGGCAGUUAGUGACAGAACCAGAGUGAGCAGCACGUUGGCUCUGUAUCAAAGGCUAGGCCUUCUCUGCUCCUUCACAGACCUCCCUUCUCUCCUGAAGUCCGGUGAUUCUGGUGGAAAUUGCCUGCAUCACAAAGGAAGGAAAACAUCUGUACAAGCAAGAAUUGAAGUCAAAAGUGACUGAGAUUCAUGAGCGUGACCUGUAUGACGUUAGAAAGCAAUACACCUAAUUAUCUGGAUGAAACAUACAUAGGUCUGAGGUCCUGUUGAAAAAAGUACGUGUUUUAAAUGUUGUUACCAGAUCGUAUUUGGUGGUGAUUUUCAAUGUGUGCACAGAGCUGAGUACUUUAAAAAUGUAACUUUUUUCAUGUGAAAUACCCAUAAGAUGAAGAAAUCCUACCGUUUUUUCACCAAUAUGUCACAUGUACUGACAGCAGGGAUACCUUUUCAGGAUCAUGAUUUUAUAAUGAAUUUCUAUCAUUUUCUUCCUUCCUUUUAAAUUUCGAUUUCACAAAUAUUUUUCAGGAAACCGUAUUCUUAAAUUCCCAAGAAAAACAUGUUUCUCUUUUGGGUGAUUGUCUUAUUUCUACCAUAUGAAUAUUUCUUAUAGCCCCUUAAAAAAGCAGCAGUGUCUGAUUAAAGGAGAGGGAAAAAACAGAUUACAUUAAGAGAAAAUGAAAACUCUAGAAGAAUGGAAGUGAGUUUGACAUUUACAGUUUGAAUGGCGGACAACAUGGAAGAAGUGUGACCAAGCCUCUCUGCUGGGGGUGGUCAUGUCUACCUGGCUUUCUCCAUUGCGCGCAGGGUUGAUGCGAAGGAACAUUUUGCUACUGCACAGCCCUGACUGAAGAUGCGAACUGGAUCUGCAACAGGCAGGGGAGGCAGCUGUGUGUUCUCCCAAGGGAAGGUCGGUGGUCUCUGGAGAUCCCUCCACGUGCUCCAAAGAUGCAGUGGCUGCCGCUCUGGACCCAUGUUCACCUGGAGUGAGGGAGGCGACAUCAUUGUUUGGGUCUCUGGGGGAUAGAGUUGCUGAGUGACUGCUCCCCCCAGGCCACAGAAAGCAGUCAUUGAUGGGGGGGGCGGGCCCAGGGGUGGGGCAGAUUGAUUUUGGAUACACUCUCUGUUUUCAUUUUCCAAAUACAAUCUUUGAUGAAUUUCA
Messenger RNA from Vicugna pacos (alpaca), 3443 nucleotides. The record is from RefSeq and is a predicted model, not a curated record. NCBI's taxonomy places the organism in Eukaryota, Metazoa, Chordata, Mammalia, Artiodactyla, Camelidae.